AUGGCUGAGCUCAAGCCUUACAGAGGGAGCUACUACCUCUGGAAAUACGUCCCCUCCCUUCCAGCUGCAAUCAUCUUCUUGAUACUUUUUGUCGCUGCCACAGCAUUCCACUUUUGGAAGCUCCACCGAACAAAAGCUUGGUUCUGUCUUGCAUUUUCUCUAGGGGGACUCUGUACGUAUACUAGACACCCAUUUUAUUUGAACAUCGCUGACAGGUUUUCGCACGGAGUCGAAGUAAUCGGUUACAUCGGUCGAGCCGCUGCGCACACCAGCACAGAUUCGGUGAUAGUUUAUGCGAUUCAGAACGUGUUCCUCCUCCUCGGGCCCACACUUUUUGCAGCUUCUAUCUACAUGACUCUCGGGCGAAUAACCCGCAGCGUCCACGCUGAAAAACAUUCGCUUGUUCGGAUCGACUGGCUCACCAAGAUAUUCGUGAUGGGCGAUGUGGUAUCAUUCCUUGUGCAAGGCGGUGCAUCAGGCCUGAUGGCCACGGGGAAUAACGUGAAGCUAGGCUCGAACAUUGUGGUUGCUGGUCUCGUCAUCCAGGUCAUCAUGUUCGGUCUAUUCAUUAUCACAUCGAUUGUCUUCGAGGUUCGCAUGCGUCGAUCACCCCCGACGGAGGCUUUAGAUGAGCGGAUCAACUGGACGAGCCGAGUGCGCACGCUGUAUGCUGUUAGUGCGCUUAUCCUGAUUCGGAGUAUUUUCCGUGUUGUGGAAUAUGCAGCUGGAAAUGAUGGAUAUCCACUUACCCAUGAGUGGAUGCUUUAUGUGUUUGACGCCGUUCUGAUGAUAAUCUCUAUGAUUAUCUGGGGUAUUUGGUAUCCAGGAAUGCUGCCGAGACUCAUAGUUCCAGACCAGGAGAUAGUAACAGAGGUGGUGGCCGGCCUGGAGAUGAAGGAGCGCUGA
Messenger RNA from Penicillium vulpinum, 906 nucleotides. Its product is annotated as RTA1 domain-containing protein. Lineage: Eukaryota; Fungi; Ascomycota; Eurotiomycetes; Eurotiales; Aspergillaceae. The coding region runs from base 1 to 906 and encodes 301 amino acids. Gene Ontology annotation, cellular component: membrane. The record is from RefSeq and is a predicted model, not a curated record. The transcript has a single exon.